Amphiprion ocellaris (clown anemonefish) is the source of this 6482-nucleotide messenger RNA. Its product is annotated as acid-sensing ion channel 1-like. The record is from RefSeq and is a predicted model, not a curated record. Gene Ontology annotation, cellular component: membrane. Lineage: Eukaryota; Metazoa; Chordata; Actinopteri; Pomacentridae. Gene Ontology annotation, biological process: sodium ion transmembrane transport. Bases 776 to 2266 code for a protein of 496 amino acids. The transcript has 10 exons.
AAAAAACUCCAUCAACUCACAGGUGAACAGAGCGUCUCUGCUCUGCUCCAGUCCGCUGCUGCUGCUGCUUUCAGACAAACAACAGCGGAGGAAACCUCACGACUCUCCACCGUUCAUCACAACCAACCGUCCGACUCCUCAACACGUUUCCGGAGUGGACCAAAAUCUCCUGAUCUGACCUGAAAAUCUGCCAAGGGACGAUGCGUGCAGCGGAGCAACAGAGGAACUCUUAAUAAAUGAACCGAAGUGUCAAAAAGGAUUUCUCUCGCUCUUCGUGCUCCGGGUUUCUUCUCGCUGGCGUGCAGGAAUAACGCGUGCUUCACUGGACUUCUAAUCGCCCAGCGAAUUUUCCACGCUGAUGAAAUACUUUGUCAAUCCUUAUUUUUCUUUGCUUUACUGCAACCCAGUGAGAAACCUGCAAAACAUCAGCGCAGCGCAGCGCUGACGGACCCUCGCUUUGGCAUCUUGCCUUUGACUCAUUCUGCUUUUGCGUGCCUGCUUUUGUGAACACACAAUCCCUGCACAAUCCCGACUGACUUUGUUUCUUCUUCUUCUGAAGGAGCGGCGGAUGCUCACAAUGUUUCCUGAUCUGUGUGCAUGAGUGAUGGCGACCAAACCGCACCAGGUGACAGAGCGGCUAUCUGCGCGUUUGCACCUGUUCGGAUGGAUAAUGACAGUUCCUGCUACAGGUGAAUGAAUAUCUGCCCAGUUUCUCCACACAGCGAGUGUUUUGAAGCUCUUUUCUGACUCUGCCAUUGAGUGCUGCACACUGACAAUGGAUCUCAAAGUGGAAACCGAGGAAAUGGACUCGAAUCAACCUCCACCCAUAGAAGUUUUUGCGCACAGCUCGACCCUGCACGGCAUCUCUCACAUCUUCACGUACGAGCGCUUCUGCAUCAAACGCUGCCUCUGGGUCGUGUUCUUCCUGGGUUCUCUCACUUUCUUGCUGUACGUGUGCGUGGACCGGAUCCACUUCUACCUCGAGUACCCGCACGUCACCAAACUGGAUGAGGUCACGACCCCUAUCAUGACGUUCCCCGCGGUCACUUUCUGCAACCUGAACGCGUUCCGGUUCAGCCGGGUGACGCGCAACGACCUGUACCACGCAGGGGAGCUGCUGGCCCUGCUCAACCAGAGGUAUGAGAUCAGGGACAUACACCUUGUGGAGGAGAGCGUUCUGGAGAGCCUGAAGGUCAAAGCCGACUUCCACAAUUUCAAGCCGCGACCCUUCAACAUGCGCGAAUUCUACGACCGCACCGGCCACGACAUCAACGACAUGCUGCUGUCCUGCCACUUCCACGGCACCGAGUGCAGAGCAGAGGACUUCAAAGUGGUCUUCACUCGCUAUGGGAAAUGUUACACCUUUAAUGCCGGCGGUGAUGGACGCCCUCCCCUCAUCACCACCAAGGGAGGGAUGGGUAAUGGGCUGGAGCUCAUGCUGGACAUUCAGCAGGAUGAAUACCUGCCAGUCUGGGGAGAAACAGAUGAAACUUCCUUUGAAGCCGGAGUCAAAGUUCAGAUCCACAGUCAGGACGAGCCGUCCUUCAUUGACCAGCUGGGGUUCGGAGUGGCACCCGGGUUCCAGACGUUUGUUUCCUGCCAGGAACAGAGGCUCAUAUAUUUGCCUCCACCCUGGGGAGACUGCAAGGUGACGCCCAUGAAUUCAGACUUCUUUGAUAGCUACAGCAUCACAGCCUGUCGCAUCGACUGUGAAACGCGCUACCUGGUGGACAACUGCAACUGCCGCAUGGUGCACAUGCCUGGCGAUGCACCCUACUGCACCCCAGAGCUGUACAAAGAAUGUGCUGACCCAGCUCUCGAUUUCCUGGUGGAAAGAGACAAUGAUUUCUGUGUGUGUGAGACUCCGUGCAACAUGACCAGAUAUAGCAAAGAGCUGUCCUUCGUCAAGAUCCCCAGCAAGGCCUCUGCCAAAUAUCUAGCAAAGAAAUACAACAAAUCUGAGCAGUAUAUUAAGGAGAAUAUCCUGGUUUUAGACAUCUUCUUUGAGGCUCUCAACUAUGAAACCAUUGAGCAGAAGAAAGCGUAUGAAGUGGCUGGACUUUUAGGUGAUAUUGGAGGUCAGAUGGGGCUAUUUAUUGGGGCGAGCAUACUGACUAUUCUGGAGAUAUUUGACUACCUUUAUGAGGUGAUAAAGUACAAGUUGUGUCGCUGCUCCGAUAAGAAGCACAAGCACAACAACAACAACGACCAGACGACGGUCCUGAGCUUAGAUGACGUCAAGUGUCACGUCAGUAACUUUCACUAGGCUUCUGCAGCCGUGAGCAGAGAGCCGCUGCACUCUCUUGUGUCUCAGCAGCUUCGUGGACUUUGUUGGUUGCAGUUUGCCCGACUGCUGGAACAGCGAGGAGGUGUGUGAACUGUACCUGAUUUAAGGUUUUUUGAGCGUCGAGGUGAACACAGUCGUGUGGCUGAAGUAAGUGGACGAGCCACACGAGACAGCAGGGCAUCAGAAACCAGUGAUCAACAUGUGAUGAUUUCAAAAACGUUAGAAUAACUGCAUGGUCAUCUGUAAACACCUUUUCAAGACAUAGUAACAGAUACAGUACGUGAGGACAUGAACUAAACACAGGUUCAGGUGCGCGGUGGUGUUUGUCUUCAGUCAGGUUGACAGAGUUUCUAUGUGAAAUAACCAAUCAUUUGCAGGAAGUUUUGUCUCUAUUCUGCUUUUCACUUUUACCCUUUGGCAUUUGUUGGCGUUUACCCGCUUUUUCACCACCACCUCCAUCUUCAGAACGUCUUCCUUCAUUAAACUCAGUGCAUUCUGCCAGUAUACUGUACUACCUCAUCUCGUAGGGCAACGAAUAAAGAAUUUAUGAGCCGAGAAAAGCCAACAUAACGGCAAUUUUCAUGAAGAAAAAACAGGUCGUUUUCACGGAGGCAUUUUCACAUGUCACAGUGGGAAAAGCACGUUUAAUGAUGGCUGGCAUGCUGCGGAAUGUCAUUUGGUUUUCCUACUAUUACAAGUGCGAAUGUCUGCUGUGGAAGAGGCCUGUUAUAGUAAAUAUUUAGGGUAACAAAGCCACAAGUAGGAAGCCAUUAAGUCCAAAACUGACUCAGUAUUUUGCUAACAUUAGCCACCAUAAGCCACAGGUCAUAUGAGCGCGAAAAACGUCUGAAGCAGCAAAAUCCCUGAAUAUGCUGAACUGAAUUUUUGAGAAGUCAGCUGUAUUGGCUUUCUGGCAGACAGUUUCAUGAGGAGACUGAGACAGCUCUCAUAUCUGUCAGUUAAAUAUAAAAAGUACAGCUUUUUGUUAGCUUAGUUUGGCAGGGCCUGGUCUUGUAAUACAACUCCAGCUGGAGGGGAAGAAAUAUUAAGGAUUGUUCCCAAUCUACAUUUAAAAGUUUGUCACAGACGUCAGAUGCACACUUUGUUAGAAAAAAACACUGGUCCUUCUGCACCGAACAGCUGAUACUACGAGGAGACAACAGACAAACUGUAGGAGGAAACUGCAGGGAGCCGACUCUCACAUAACCUGCUGCUUUUCUGAUCCUGAAAUUUCUAAUCGCACGAGUAGCCAGGAUGCCGAUAUUUGAAAUAUUAUGAUCCACACAGGGAUAAGUCAUAAUCGGGUUAUGGUUUCUGUGUGUCCUCAACUCAAAUCAUGUAGUCAGAAGAAAGUCUGUAACGAGGAACAAUCAUCUACACCCUGAAAACAACCUAACCACACUGAGGCAGUGAAUCCAGGCAUUUUGAUGUCAGAAAGACAGCUGCCACUAUCUCCCCAUUACAUAACACUAAAGCCACUAAAUCUAACAGCAGCCAGAUUGAGUUUUAUGAAAGGACAAAGCAGGUGAGCAUCUGUUUCUGUCAUAGACUGUCUGUAAAGAUGGCCCUUACCCUCUGUGACGUCACCCAUAGGUUUGCUAAACUGCACUUCUGAAGCUCAGUGUUUUCAUUCUGGCAGUGACUCCUGACUCCUUGUCAAUCCAAAAAUGAGCAAAGAGGUGGAUCAUAGAUUGGCCUUUCACAGUAACCAACUGUCACUCAAAGCAGCCACACAUAUAAUGAUGCAGAACUUUAAACCUCUACACAAUUUAAACUGGUGAGUUUUUUUGAAAAUUUACCCCAGUACAGUUUUUCUGACCAGGGAGAUUAGCUAUAGAGACCAGAAAAGUUUUUUGUACCAGGCUGUAAACAUGUUUAUUUCUGCUGUAAAGCUGGAUAUUUCAACAUGGGGGUCUAUGGAGAUUGACUCCCUUUUAGGAUGAGCCUCAAGUGGCCAUUUAAGGAACUGCAGUAACUGGUACAUCAGCUUUAUUUUUCAGCUCUGGAGGUCGUCACUUGGUGUCAGUGACGUGUAGCAGAUGAACACACCUCUAAAUCUUCACCGCACAGAACUUUGCAUAAAUAAGGAGACAAACAGAAUUAAAAUAAAUGUUGUAUCAUUUAACAACUGUAAGUGAAAGUCUCAGAUUAACAACAACUGUUUCUUAGCACACAACAGAAAUGGUUUGAAAUGUGUGAAAAGUAUUUAUAAUAAUGAUAUUAUUGCAAUAUCUAAAGGGAAAAAAAUAAUUACACUCAAAAUACAACUGCAGGAAAGUGGAGAGAGUCUGCAACAAUAACUGUACUGUAUGUUGUUUCUAUGUGGGAGUAUCAACCAGACAGCUACUGGUACUGGAUUAUUUGCAUUAUUAUCAUAUGCGUAUUAUUAACAUAAUUGUAUUAUAUAAAGCUUAAUUCUGUAUAUAUGUUAUAUUGUAACGUCUAUAGAUAGAUUCAUCAAUGGGUGCCUCAUCUAAGACCUGAGAGUUUAGUACAAAGAUUUGCUCUGUCUAGGUAAGAUGAGGCAAGUUUGUGUGUAGCACAUUACAGAUUCCAAAGCAGUUUAAAGUGGUUCACAUAAUGUAUUAAAAUCUUUAAGAAAAAAAAUCACUCAUUUAAAUUCAUACAAUAGAAAAAUAAAAGAUUCGAUAUAAAAUAAUUAAAAGUAGAAACAGUAUAGACAAGUUAAACCAGAUUUUAUGGGGUACAUAAAGUGGCACAAUAAUUGAAAGUGCUGUUUCUAAAGAAAAUGAAAUCCUCCUCACGAAAUUGUUUAAUCCAUAUAAAACGGGUAAAACUAUUAAAUCACUGUUUUACAGAUAACAGCCAACGAGACUCCAGGAAGGCACUUAACCAGGCCAAGAAAUAGUCUGAAACAUAUUAAGCAAACUAUAGACAUUAUACGGUGAUGCUUUGAGGUGUGGGUUCCUUUUGUUUACAGUCUUUAUGCUAAGCUAAGCUAACUUCAUAUUUAAAGCAAGAAGCAUAAGAGUGGUAUCAGGCUUCUCAUCUAACCCUCCACUAAAAAGCCUGUAUUUCCCUAAAUGUUGACUCUCUGCAUUAAAACACAAAGAGUAUUUUUUGGAAAAACAUGCAGUAACUAAGGUAAAAGAAAAGUUGGACAGCAAAGAAAAUUUAAUGUCCAUAAAUCAUUUUAUGAACAAAUAUUAUUAGUAGAAAGUUACAUAAUGUAUGAUUUACCUUCAGAUUCAGUCACUGUAGGUCUCAGUAUAAACAAAUCCUGGAAAGUGUCGUACAUGUUCACAUGCUGUACGUCUCAUUUAAGGGAAUUUCCCUUCAGUUGUGUUAACAUACUGAGGUCACAUCAACGAGGAUGAAUAUGCUAAAUGUGCUUUUCCAUCUUGUAGGGACUCUGACUUGCAUGUAGCUCUGUACAGCAGGCGUCUUCAGUGUGGUGCAGUUUGAGCCGUCAUCUGUCUAUGUCUGGUUGCACAUUGUAAACAAGUAUUUAUUUAUGCGUCUGUCUGUGGCUGAAAAGUGUUGCCGGAUGUUGGCACCAAACUCAGAAGCUUUCGACGGAAAAACGCUGCCUUCAUAUCCAAACCGGUGUGUGGAAUAUCAGGUAAACAUGAGCUCUGGUGGUGCAUGUUUCAGAGUUUUCACCCCGACUGUGUUUACAAUAAUCAAACCAUCUUAAACAUUCUGUUGCAGUUAAUCUGUGUGACUCUGAGCAGGAGAAGGAAACUGUAUAACAUGUAGCUGUGCAGUGUUACUAUCAAGCACAAUCAUGCCAUCAGCUGUAAUUUAUUGUAAAUAUUGCAGUGACUGUGGGUAAUAAUCUCCAUGUACUAGCAUAGUCUGCUCUGUCUAAUGUUGUACUCGUUGGAUUCAGUUUUCUGUACAUAUGAUUGUAGAUGGUUUAUUUAUCGAAAGUAUAUUUAUCAAAGACAAUAUUAAAGUGAGAGGCAGUUUCUUUUUUGUCAUUAUUGCUACAGUUAAAGCUGCUGUACUCGUCAGCACAUCAAAAUAAACAGCCAGAUUGUUGUUCGUCUGCUGCAUGACGUCAUGCAUCUCUUAACAAGUCCUCCGCUGUGUUUUUGUUUUGGCCUCGAUUUUAAAAUUUUCAUUUGAGAAAUGAAAGGACGGUUGUUUUAGUCUGGUGAUGUAUAGGUGAAUAAUGAACUUGAAGCUGUUGUUAUAUUAAUGAUUAAACGCUAACUUUAUGUACCUUUUA